AUGAAGAAGAAGAAGGAAAAAUCCGCACGGGCCGCGACCACCGCCACUGAUGCUGCUGCCUCCGUUGAUCUGAAGGCUCUGAUUCGCGACCACUCUCUGUUCUUUGACAAGCUGAUCGAACUGAUCCCUGCCAAGUUCUACCUCCCAAGCGACGAGGACAAGAAACCAUGGUUUCAAGGGCUCUGCAAAGCUGCGAAGGCCGCUGCCAAGAAGCAGACUAAAGAAAACAUCAAGAAGGCCCGCCGCGAUCGCCUCGACCCCGAGAAGUCCCAAACCUCGACGUUAGAAUUGCUCAAGCAGAAAAUCGACGAUGAUAAACAAACUAAUGAAGGAGGCGACGACGAGGCGCAGGAAGAUAUUAAACGAACCACCAAUUUCGAUGGCUGUGAUGAGCGAUCAGUCACCUAUGAGGAGCUCCGGCAACGCCUUCACCGCCGGAUUGAGGAGCUCCGAGCUAACCGCGGAACUGGUGAGAAAUCGAAGAAUGAAAGGAGAGAGAAGAAAGGUGAUCAGCUUAAGAAACGGAAGAGGGAUGAUAACAGUGGCAAGGAUGCCAAGGGUGGAAAUAUGGGAAAGCCUGAGGGUGAGAACGAUGUGACGGAGGCAACGAAGGGGAUUGAAUUCGGGAAAGUGAAGCUUGGAGGCGAGGACGAGAGUGGGAGGAAGAAAACGAAGAGGAAGUUGUCAAAGGGCAAGGAGCUCGAGAGGGCAAAGCAGUUGGAAGAGGCGAAGAAGGAUCCAGAGAAAGGCGAGGCUGUAGCAAAGAAGCAUUCAUGGAAGGCAGCAGCAAGCCGGGCUGCGGGAGUUAAGGUGCAUGAUGAUCCGAAGUUGUUGAAGCAGAGCAUUCACAAGGAGAAGAAGAGGCACGAGAAGAAUGCGGAGAAGUGGAAGGAGAGGGUUGAAAGCAGGGAGAAAUUGAAGGAGGAGAAGCAACAAAAGAGGGCAGAAAAUAUAGCCGAGAGAAUACAUCAGAAGAAAAUGAGGAAGAUUGCAAAAAGAGAGAAGAAGCUCUUGAGGCCUGGGUUUGAAGGUCGGAAAGAGGGGUAUAUAAAUGAAGAUUAG
Thlaspi arvense is the source of this 1062-nucleotide messenger RNA. The record is from the annotation of a GenBank genome assembly. NCBI's taxonomy places the organism in Eukaryota, Viridiplantae, Streptophyta, Magnoliopsida, Brassicales, Brassicaceae.